AUGUCUGUUAUAUCCUCGAAAAGUUCUAUUUUAUCUAUAUUAAAAACACCUGGCUCUGGACCUAGAAAUUCUUUACAGCAAGUGAAAUUUCAAUUACCUAGUGACAUAAAAAGAAUAUUUCUUAAUUUUAAGUCUGGAACAAAUACAAAAGAAUAUGAAAAUCUCGUUUGUACUAUAAGAGAUUCAGAAUUCACUGAUGAUGAUUUACUACAUUUGUUAAAAGAAGCAAAAAAUUGUACAUCACUAUUAAAUUAUGAUUUAAGACUAUUUGUGCAAGCAUUAAUUUUAGUUAGAUGGAGUCAUAGAGGAGACAAUGUUGUCAAAUCAUAUCAGGAAUUUGUAAAUGAUUUAAUAUCAGCUCAUUCUUGCCACAUAAAAUUAGUUGUAGAUCAAUUGAUCAAAUUGUUUUUAAAUUAUGAUGAUUCCGAUUGGAUUAAUGAUCUUCCCUCUGAAAAAGCAGAUCAGCAGUCUGAUGAUAUUUUAAUAGAUGCAAUUAAAAACAAUUUCCCUUAUUUCACUUUACCUGCUUACAAACAAAUGGCAUAUUUAUAUAAUAUAUUAAAAAUAAUUCAGUAUCAAUCUGAUUUACGCAUAAAUAUUUUACAAAUAGCAUUCAAUAAAUUAAUACUUUUAGAUGUUAAUUCCCCUAGGGAAGAUAUUUUACAAUAUGAAGAAUCCUCUGAUGGCAUUCUCUAUGAUGAGGAAGAAGAAGAAAGUAAUUCGAAACCUAAAAUGAAACACCCAAUUGCAAAUGCUCUUGAUUUAAUGAUAAACGUUUUGUUUAAAUUUAUUAAAAGGGAGUGUUUUUCAAAUGAAAAAUUUAAUAAACAAAAAUGUGUAGAAUUAUAUAAUGACUUAUUAAUAGUUUUUGAAAAUGUGAUACUUCCAACCCAUCAAUGCCAUCAUAUACAAUUUGUUAUGUUUUACAUUUGUAGUUUUGAUACAAAUGUAGCUAGUGAUUUUUUAAAAUUUCUUUGGAAAAUAGUAACUUUGCCCAAUAUUUCACCUGUGAUCAGACAGACGGCAGUAGGUUAUAUAUCUAGUUUUUUGGCUAGAGCUGGGUUUUUGUCUUUAGGGUAUUUAAAAAAUUAUUUAAUUAAACUUAGUGAUUGGAUACAUAAUUAUAUAACAUUACAAGAUUCUUCGUUAGAGUGCCAAUUAGAUUUUAAACAGCAUUGCGUUUUUUAUUCUAUUUGUCAAUCAAUGUUCUAUUUAAUAGCAUUCAGGCAUCAGGAUUUAUUAAAUUCAUCAAUAAAAUUAGUAUUUCUUCAAAGUUUGAAUAUACCGAAAAUAGUAUCGAGCAAAUUAAAUCCUCUAAAAUUUUGUAUACCUAGUAUAGUGGAAAAUUUUGCAGCUAUUACAAGAGCAUACCAGCUAGCUUAUUGUUACACUAUUAUAGAAAGUAAUUCAAGAAAAACAUUACCUCUUGUAGGUAAAGGUGGACAAUUCAUCAUUAAUUCAAUUGUAGAUAUGUAUUUUCCAUUCGAUCCCUACGUUUUAUUAAGAACAAGUGAACUUAUUACUCCCUUGUAUAGGGAAUAUAAGUCAUCAUUACAAGAUAUCACAAGCAUCAAUUCAAAAAAACGAAGACUAUGCAGUGGAACAGAAGAUGAAGAUGAUUUUCUAAAAGAAGAAGUUCCUUUAGAAAAUACCGAAAUAGUGCUUUAA
Pediculus humanus corporis (human body louse) is the source of this 1668-nucleotide messenger RNA. RefSeq names its product transcription initiation factor ia, putative. NCBI's taxonomy places the organism in Eukaryota, Metazoa, Arthropoda, Insecta, Psocodea, Pediculidae. The transcript is spliced from 5 exons. Gene Ontology annotation, molecular function: RNA polymerase I general transcription initiation factor activity; RNA polymerase I core binding. The record is from RefSeq and is a predicted model, not a curated record. Gene Ontology annotation, biological process: transcription initiation at RNA polymerase I promoter. Gene Ontology annotation, cellular component: nucleus. Bases 1 to 1668 code for a protein of 555 amino acids.